AUGCUGGACCUCGAGGAACGCUGGAAUCGGAUUCAAGUGGGCCGUCAAGGUUCGUACUCGAUCGAACGCGUCGAAAGUCUUCAUUACUACUGCAAGACAACGUCAAGAACUCGAGUCAUCCUCAUUUGCAUUCUUACACCACUACCAGCACUGUGCUUAGCGGUCUUGUUGGAGUGUAUCCCGUUGAGUUCUCCGUCGGAAGGGUGGCAAGCUAACUGGUUGUUCUGGAUCCGCUUCAAUAUGAUGGGACUUACAAUAAACUUUGCGGCUGUUGCACAACUCAAGCUAUUUGUCCCAAGUCUGGCCGUCACGUUUAAGAAAGUGUUGAUCGCAUCCAUCGGUGCAAGUGUAGCCUUGAUGGGGAUAUGCGUUAUUUUAGCGAGUACUAUUGGGUUUCCUGUUCCUUUCGUUGUCCAAAUCGGAGGAAGUAGCAUGUCCAUUUUCAUCCCGUUAGUGAUCCGACUCGUGUUAGGCAAGGAGCCUUACGCGAAUAGCUCGCCUCACCGUCCUCAUAUACAGCGAUUCUAUCAGUUUACCAUGGUAUACAUCAUGUUGGUCGCAGGUUUCCCUUUCUACAAAGUUCUUUAUGACCAAUUACCAGAGAAAUAUCAAGGAUGUGCAAUAGUCAUCUUGCCAAUGUGGAAAUUUGCAGCGAAACAUCUCAUUAUCCGUGCUUCACGAGAACUGGAAGAUUUUAUCCCCGAAACGGUGGCUUUGUCGGCGGAUUUUGUUAGCUCGCUCUUCGUUACGGUGUGCGUUUCUACAUCGGAUUCACUGUAUCUCACUGCGGCGUUUAUUAUGGCAGACCUCGCACAAUCCAUGCUGGAAUUCAGAGAGGUGCAAGCGAACGCGAAUGUAGUGGUCAAUCUUCAUCAAGAGCGGCGGCAGUCAAGGGCAUACCUCAAAGUUAAAGCAGAAAGAAGUAUCAAUGUCCAGAAGGACAACUUGUUGACGACAAUGUUAGCUGUAACGCGGAAUCCUAGCUCCUUUAACAUCAGAUCUCUGUCUAGUACGCGGCUGAGGGCUUGUUUGCCUCAUCCUAUUACGCAAGAUCAAGCGAAUACUCUAAGAGAUCUUGAGAACUCCGGCGUCUACACAUUUAAUGCACCUACAAGAGCAACCAUAGUGGCAAAUCAACACAAAAUACGAGUUUCGAGUGUGGCGAUCGCACCAGAAUCUAGCGAUACCGACUCAAAGCUAGUUACCGAUAGCAGUGAAAUUAACCGUGAAGAUGUGGAAAAGUCUAAGCAGCUGAUUGUCCAAGGUCUGCAACUUCUGUUCCACUGUGAAUACCUCGCUCUGGUCGAGUACGUCGAGUGUAUUGUUCCACUUAUAUACGUGAUCUACAAGUCGGUGCUCGAGCAGCUACCAAAUAUCGACUAUUUUCCGGGAGGAGCCGGCAAUUGGGGAACACAAGCAAUUGUGAACGUGUUGGUUUCCGCAAUAUUGGAAAUUGGGUCGCUUAUUCUACUCAAUCUUGUCCUGCAACGCAAGUUUUCCUUUUCACCAAUGUACCAGCUUGCGUUUGUGCUCGAGACUCAAAUCAUUACGGUGCAGGCAAAGCUGCUUCUUACGAUUUUGGCCCUGCUGCAGUAUCAACUCGAGCACAUGGGAGCCGACUUCACAUUCCGCUUCCAAUGGUUGCAAGACUCGCACCCGUAG
Phytophthora nicotianae INRA-310 is the source of this 1662-nucleotide messenger RNA. RefSeq lists its product as hypothetical. The transcript is spliced from 2 exons. NCBI's taxonomy places the organism in Eukaryota, Oomycota, Peronosporomycetes, Peronosporales, Peronosporaceae. The record is from RefSeq and is a predicted model, not a curated record. The coding region runs from base 1 to 1662 and encodes 553 amino acids.